CUUCCCCAGGCAGCCUGUCCUGGAACCGGCCCAGAUGAGUUCCAGUUUCAGUUGCGUUUCUGCUCCCGGCCUCCUCCGGCUCGGCGUAGGGGCGGGGCAGGGCGGAACUCCUCAUAAGCUGGGCUGGUGGCCCCUCAUCCAGCACUGCCCCGUGACUGCUCGAGUGCAACUGGAGAGACAGGAACAAGAUGCUGCAAAAUUUUUCACCAAAAGCCAAAAAACGAUGUGUGGCCACCACGUCCAGCCAUCUCUCACUCAAUGGAGAUGCUAACAAGGGAGAGCAAGCCCAGGCCACGGUGCCCGAGAACAACCUGGGCAGGCAGUACGAGGAGAAGGUGCGGCCCUGCAUCGACCUCAUCGACUCACUGCGGGCCCUGGGCGUGGAGCAGGACCUGGCCCUGCCCGCCAUCGCGGUCAUCGGGGACCAGAGCUCGGGCAAGAGCUCCGUGCUGGAGGCUCUGUCGGGAGUCGCCCUCCCCAGGGGCAGCGGCAUUGUCACCAGGUGCCCUCUGGUGCUGAAGCUGAAGAAGCUGGAGCAAGAAGAGGCGUGGAGAGGCAGGCUCAGCUACCUGAAAGUGGAGGAGGACAUCGCAGACGCUUCCAAGGUGGAAGGGGCCGUCAUCAAAGCCCAGAACUUCAUCGCCGGGGACGGGCUGGGAAUCAAGGACGAGCUCAUUAGCCUGGAGAUCAGCUCCCCCUGCGUCCCGGAUCUGACGCUCAUCGACCUGCCCGGGAUCACCCGGGUGGCUGUGGGCAAUCAGCCGGCCGACAUCGGUGUCCAGAUCAAGCGGCUCAUCAGGAAGUACAUUGAAAAGGCCGAGACCAUCAACUUGGUCGUGGUCCCCAGUAACGUGGACAUCGCCACCACAGAGGCUCUGAGCAUGGCGCAGGAGGUGGACCCCAACGGAGACAGGACCAUAGGGAUUCUGACAAAGCCCGACCUGGUGGACAAGGGCGCCGAGGACAAGGUCGUGGAUGUGGUGCACAACCUCAUGUGCCCUCUGAAGAAGGGCUACAUGGUGGUCAGGUGCCGUGGCCAGCAGGACAUCCAGGAGCAGCUGAGCCUGGCAGAGGCCCUGCAGAGGGAGCGGGCCUUCUUUGAGGACCACCCACACUUCAGGGUGCUGCUGGAGGACAGAAAGGCCACGGUCCCCUGCCUGGCGGAGAGAUUGUCCGCCGAGCUUAUCGCUCACAUCUGUAAAUCUCUGCCACUGCUGGAAAAUAAAAUAAAGGAGCGUCACCAGAAGAUAACAGAGGAGCUGCAGAAGUACGGCAGGGACAUCCCAGAGGAUGAGAAUGAGAAAAUGGUCUUCCUGAUCGAGAAAAUCAAUGCAUUUAAUAAGGAGAUCCAUGCUCUAGUCGAGGGGGAGGAGAACAUCGGCAAGUGUGGGAUCCGGCUGUUUGCUGGACUCCGGCAGAAGUUCGAAAGCUGGAAUUUUUCCAUUGAAAUGCACUUUGCAGAAGGUUAUAAUGAUUUACAACGUCAAGUCCAGCAGUUUGAAAAACAGCAACGUGGCAGAGAGCUGCCUGGGUUUGUGAACUACAGGACAUUUGAGAUGUUCAUGAAAAGCCAGGUCCAGGCCCUGGAGGAGCCGGCAGUGGAGCUGCUGCACACGGUCACUGACAUGGUUCGAGAUGCCUUCACUGCGGCCUCUGAAAAGAACUUCAGUGGGUUUUUUAACCUGCACACGGCCUGCAAGAACAAAAUUGAAGACAUCCGGUGGGACGAGGAAGCAGCGGCGGAGAAGGCGAUCCGACUUCACUUCCGGAUGGAGCAAAUCGUGUACUGCCAGGACCAGGCCUACCGGGGCGCCCUGCAGAAGGUCAGGGAGAAAGCUCCCUCCACGUCCUGCAAGAGUUUGGGCUUUGUCCCACAGGACUCUGCUGUGGCCGACAUCCUCCAGCACCUGAAUGCCUACCGCCAGGAGGUCGGAGGGAGCCUGGGCAGACAGGUGCCCCUCAUCGUCCAGUACCACGUCCUGCGGAUGCUCGGCCAGCGGCUGCAGAGCGCCAUGCUGCAGCUGCUGCAGGACAAGGACCCCUGCGCCUGGCUCCUGAAGGAGCGGCUCAGCAGCGCCGAGAAGAGGAAGAACCUGAAGGCGCGGCUGGAGCGGCUGGGCCAGGCCCGGCGCAGGCUGGCCAAGUUCCCGGGCUGACCUGGCUCCCUGGCCGGGGUUGGGGAGGCUCUCGGCAGACACUCAGCAGGCAGGGGCGAGGUCUCUGCUUUUCACCUUAGCCCUGGGGACCAGGAGGAUGGAUGAGGACUGGGGUUUGACAGAAGAGGGAGUGGCCUCACUUGGAAUCUAGGUUUACACGGCUGCAGAAAGGCAACUAAAAGCUGCUCCUUCUGUCCCCAGCCCAGGCUUACAGCUGCAGCGCUGCCUCCCUCGCUAAUAAAGCUUCUUG
This is a messenger RNA of Fukomys damarensis (Damara mole-rat), 2406 nucleotides long. RefSeq names its product interferon-induced GTP-binding protein Mx2-like. The coding region runs from base 189 to 2156 and encodes 655 amino acids. Lineage: Eukaryota; Metazoa; Chordata; Mammalia; Rodentia; Bathyergidae. The transcript is spliced from 14 exons. Gene Ontology annotation, molecular function: GTPase activity; GTP binding; microtubule binding. Gene Ontology annotation, biological process: defense response to virus. The record is from RefSeq and is a predicted model, not a curated record. Gene Ontology annotation, cellular component: microtubule; nucleus; cytoplasm.